Phyllopteryx taeniolatus (common seadragon) is the source of this 1039-nucleotide messenger RNA. RefSeq names its product transmembrane protein 256 (gene tmem256). The record is from RefSeq and is a predicted model, not a curated record. The transcript has 5 exons. NCBI's taxonomy places the organism in Eukaryota, Metazoa, Chordata, Actinopteri, Syngnathiformes, Syngnathidae. Bases 446 to 787 code for a protein of 113 amino acids.
ACUCCCGGUGUGAUGCGGUUGCGUUCACGGACCGCGUGAAAUGACGCGAUGAGGAAUGGUAGCAUACUUUUUGUCUUCUUCAUUUGUCCAGUUUUCGUUUUCGGAAGGAAUGAAUUGAUCUUUUAAGCUCGAAGCUUCAACUCGUGAAUAAUGUACAGACUUGCAAGGGCAACCGCGCUCGAAGGCAUCAUCUUCCGGUUGUCUGCUGUUCAUACGCAGAUAUGAGACGAUAGAUCCGAGGCGUGCCGACGGCGACGCUAAGCUAGGAAGGUCAAAGUGCUCCGCGCCUUCCGCGCGUGCAAAAGACACACGAUGCUACUGACGGUUGCGCACAAGGCUGUACAAUCACAACAAGGGGCCUGGGAAUAACCUUUCACAGUAGGCACGUCGUCGCUGAGCCGGCGUAUCUGGUUCUCGUCUGCUAUCGCGGGACGCAAAAGCGAUCAUGACCGCAGUUAUUGUCCGCCGGCUGGCUGCUCUCUCCGGGGCUUCGGCGGUGGCACUUGGGGCCUACGGGGCGCAUGGUUUUAAACAUAGCGACCCCGAUGAUUAUCAGAGAGCGCUCUUCGAAACGGCCAACCAGUACCACUUCUACCACAGCCUGGCCCUUCUGGGUGCCGCCCGCUCGGGCAAACCUGCUGUGGCCGGCAGCCUUCUGAUCGCCGGCAUCGGGAUGUUCUGCGGGUCGCUGUACCACCAGGCCGUGACGGGGGACCCCGGUCUUCGCAAGCUGGCCCCCGUGGGAGGCGUGGCGAUGAUCGCAGGCUGGCUGGCGAUCAUCCUCUGACCUGCUGUGCGCGCGCGUUUAUCUUGGAGUAAACUUUGCGGAUCCAGCUAUAGCUACUUUGUGGAAUAAUAAUCAUAGGAAAAACAAAAAAAAAGUCUUCGUCAAAUGAGCAAAAGCUUUUUAUUUCAUCGAUUCAACUGAAUGUGCUCGUCGAAAUUUCCAUCAAGAUGUCGCCACAUUUAAUAGUCACUUGAAGUCUUUCAAUAAACAUCUUCAAUAAAAGCUCAUCCAUACCAUUGGAAUGCAACUCUU